AUGGCUCACCAGGCAAGCAGCAGCGACAAGGCGGGUGCCUCUGCCUCUGCCUCGGCCCCGGGGCAGCACCAUGCCUGGAUUGGAAGCGCCGGUGCUGCUGGCACCGACCUCAGGAGUGACACAAUGACGACACCCACGGCCUCAAUGCUGGCCGCCGUUCAGUCGUGCACACUACUGGACGACGUCUUCCAGGAAGACCCCACCACCACGGACCUCGAGGCACACUGCGCGGCCUUGACGGGCAAGGAGGCUGGGCUCUUUGUCCUCUCAGGGACUAUGGGAAACCAGCUCGCACUGAGAUCUCUUCUGACGCAGCCGCCAUUUGGCGUGCUGUGCGACCACCGCUCUCAUAUUAUCAAGUACGAGGCUGGAGGCGUCUCUACCUUGACGGGCGCCAUGAUGAAGCCAGUCGUGCCAAAGAACGGCGUCCAUCUCACGCUAGAGGACGUCAAGGCCAACACUUAUCUCGACGAUGACGUGCACACGUGCCCCACGCGCGUCAUCAGCCUUGAGAACACACUCAACGGCAUGCUCAUGCCGCUCGACGAAGUGCGGCGCAUCUCGGCCUUUGCCCGCGAGCAUGGCAUCAAGUUACACUGCGACGGGGCGCGACUGUGGGAGGCCGUGGCCUCGGGAGCGGGCAGCCUGACCGACUUCUCGGCGUGCUUCGACACGGUUACCCUCUGCUUCUCCAAGGGCCUCGGAGCCCCCGUCGGCAGCAUCCUGGUCGGAGACAAGACCGUCAUGAAGCAGGCUCGCUGGGUGCGCAAGUACAUGGGCGGCGGGCUGAGGCAGCCGGGAUUGAUCACGGCCGCCGCGCGGGUUGCCGUCGAUGAGACCUUCGGCAAGGGCCCCAAUGGCGAGGGCGGCUUGCUCAAGGAGACGCACGUCCUCGCCAAGGAGAUUGCCAAGAUCUGGACAGACCUCGGGGGCAAGGUCGUCUACCCGGUACACACCAACAUGGUGUGGCUUGAUCUGGACGACGCGCAGUCGUCGUACGCCAGGUUAAUGGAGCUCGGGCAGGAGGCUGGCUUGAAGAUUUACGGCAACCGGCUAGUCAUCCACUACCAGAUCUACCAGAACUGCGGUUUUAUUGUGCCCAGACUAGGGACCAUAUUCGAGACCAUAUUCGCAGAGAAGGCGAAGGGUGCGGCGGCAUCCGGCAAGCCAGAUGGGGAGACAUCUAUGUACCGCGCCCAAUAA
Lasiosphaeria miniovina is the source of this 1203-nucleotide messenger RNA. RefSeq names its product pyridoxal phosphate-dependent transferase. Gene Ontology annotation, biological process: L-threonine catabolic process; glycine biosynthetic process. The coding region runs from base 1 to 1203 and encodes 400 amino acids. The record is from RefSeq and is a predicted model, not a curated record. Lineage: Eukaryota; Fungi; Ascomycota; Sordariomycetes; Sordariales; Lasiosphaeriaceae. Gene Ontology annotation, molecular function: L-allo-threonine aldolase activity. The transcript has 3 exons. Gene Ontology annotation, cellular component: cytosol.